Molecule: messenger RNA, 3530 nt
Organism: Populus nigra (black poplar)
Lineage: Eukaryota; Viridiplantae; Streptophyta; Magnoliopsida; Malpighiales; Salicaceae
Product: transportin MOS14-like
Exons: 27
Coding region: 234-3113 (959 amino acids)
Biological process (GO): protein import into nucleus
Cellular component (GO): nuclear membrane; cytoplasm
Molecular function (GO): small GTPase binding
Source: RefSeq, a predicted model, not a curated record
CUACUCCUCUGAUAAAAAUCCCAAAACCCACAAAAUCUUCGAUUGAAGGGGGCGCCAAAACCCCCCUCAUUUUAUAUAUAUAAAAAAUCAUACUCAAACAAAACUCUCUCUCUCUCAUAAGUAAUAUUAUCUCUUCUAUUAUUAUUAUUAUUAAUCUCUAUAAAUCAAACGAUUUCUCUGUAAAGUUCGAUUAGGGUUUUUUUUUAAUUUUAAUUUUAAUUUUGUGUUGAGAAAUGGAGCUUCAAAAUUCAGUGAAGGAAGCUCUAAACGCACUGUACCAUCAUCCAGACGAUGCGUUUCGUAUGGAAGCCGAUCGAUGGCUACAAAACUUUCAGCGCACAAUCGAUGCCUGGCAGGUCGCUGAUAAUUUGCUUCACGAUGCCACUAGCAAUCUGGAAACCUUAAUAUUCUGUUCUCAAACCCUAAGAAGCAAGGUACAACGAGAUUUUGAAGAACUGCCUUCUGAAGCCUUUCGACCAUUGCGUAGUUCCUUAAAUACCUUGUUAAAAAAAUUUCAUAGAGGCCCCCCUAAAGUCAGGACUCAGAUUAGCAUUGCUGUGGCUGCCUUGGCUGUACAAGUUCCUCCUGAGGAUUGGGGGGAUGGUGGUAUUGUAAAUUGGCUCAAGGAUGAGAUGACUUCACAUCCAGAAUAUAUUCCAGGAUUUCUGGAGCUGCUUACAGUUUUACCAGAGGAAGUAUUCAACUACAAGAUAGCUGCUCGUCCAGAAAGACGCCGCCAAUUUGAGAAAGAGCUCACUUCUCAAAUAGAAGUCGCUCUUAAUAUUUUGACAGCUUGCUUGAAAAUAAGUGAGCUAAAGGAGCAGGUUCUUGAGGCAUUUGCUUCUUGGCUUCGACUAAGGCAUGGGAUCCCUGGUUCCUUGCUUGCCUGUCAUCCAUUGGUUCAUACAGCUCUAUCAAGUUUGAAUUCUGAGAUACUUUCAGAGGCAGCUGUAAAUGUCAUAUCAGAAUUAAUACAUUACACAACAGCUGGAAACUCUGGUGGUAUUCCUGUACAGAUGCCUUUAAUUCAAGUGAUUGUGCCUCAAGUCAUGAGUCUAAAGGAGCAACUCAGAGAUCCUUCAAAGGAUGAAGAAGAUGUGAAGGCCAUUGCUAGAUUAUUUGCAGACAUGGGUGAUUCAUAUGUCGAGCUGAUUGCAACUGGUUCUAAUGAGUCAAUGAUGAUAGUAAAUGCAUUGUUAGAAGUUGCUUCACACCCAGAAUAUGACAUUGCUUCAAUGACAUUUAAUUUCUGGCACAGUCUUCAACAUUUCUUGACUAAGAGGGAUUCCUAUACUUCAUUUGGUAAUGAAGCAUCCAUUGAAGCUGAGAGUAGGAGGAGGCUGCAAGUUUUUCGUUCACCCUAUGAGUCCCUUGUGUCCCUGGUUAGCUCUCGAGUUCAAUAUCCUCCAGAUUAUCAAACCCUGUCAGUUGAAGAUCUCAAGGAAUUCAAACAGACUAGAUAUGCUGUCGCGGAUGUGUUAAUUGACGCAGCAUCAGUUUUAGGCGGUGAUGCAACUUUGAGAAUUCUUUACGUAAAACUUGCUGAGGCCCGAACCUGCCUGGGGAAUGACCACAAUCAAUGGCAUCCAGCAGAAGCUGCUUUGUUUUGCAUCAGGGCCAUAUCAAAUUAUGUUUCGACAGUUGAAGCUGAAGUAAUGCCCAAGAUUAUGUCUUUGCUUCUGGAACUUCCUCAUGAGCCCCAACUGCUCCAGACAGUGUGCUUAACCAUUGGAGCAUAUUCGAAAUGGCUUGAUGCUGCAUUGGAUGGAUUUCCUCAACUGUCUUCAGUCAUAAAAAUUCUCCUCAGUGGCAUGGGUAAAUCAGAAGAUUCUGCAGCAGCUGCGGCAGUGGCAUUCAGACACAUCUGUGAUGAUUGCCGGAGAAAGCUUUGUGGAUAUUUUGACGAACUCUUUUCCAUAUACAACAGUGCUGUGAUUGGGGAAGGUAGUUUGAAAGUUUCUGCUGGGGACUCUUUGCAUGUGGUCGAAGCCUUCAGCAUGGUCAUUACAGAACUUCCGGCUGAUCAGGCUAAGCUGGCUUUGGAGAAAUUAUGCUUGCCAGUUGUCACUCCUCUACAGGAAAUUAUUAGUCAAGGCCCAGAUGUAUUGGAGAAGAAACUUGCUCGUGAAUUAACAGUUCAUAUUGAUCGACUUGCAUACAUCUUUAGGUAUGUAAAUCACCCUGAAGCUGUGGCAGAUGCAAUUCAAAGACUUUGGCCAAUUUUGAAAGCAAUCUUUGACAUUCGUGCUUGGGAUAUGCGGACAAUGGAGUCUCUUUGCCGAGCUUGUAAAUAUGCUGUGAGAACAUCUGGAAGGCUCAUGGGAAUCACAAUUGGAGCAAUGCUAGAAGAGAUUCAAGGCCUGUACCAACAGCACCACCAGCCAUGCUUCCUUUAUCUCUCCAGUGAAGUUAUAAAGAUAUUUGGCUCUGACCCAUCUUGUGCGUACUACCUGAAAAAUUUGAUUGAAGCCCUCUUCAAGUGCACAACAUGUCUUCUCACCAAUAUAAAGGAUUUUACUGCCAGACCAGACAUAGCAGAUGACUGUUUUCUGUUGGCAUCGAGGUGCAUCCGCUAUUGCCCUCAAGUAUUUAUUCCAUCUGCGGUAUUCCCAUCAUUAGUGGAUUGCUCAAUGAUUGGUGUCACAGUACAACACAGAGAGGCCUCCAAUUCCAUAUUAACUUUCCUGUCAGAUAUCUUUGAUCUUGCAAAGUCUAGCAUAGGAGAACAAUAUUUAACUAUCAGAGACAGCGUCAUUAUUCCCCGGGGCGCCAGUAUAACCAGAAUUUUGGUUGCCUCCUUAACCGGAGCACUCCCAAGUUCUCGAUUAGAAACGGUAACAUACGCUUUGCUAGCACUAACCCGUGCAUAUGGAGCAAGUGCAUUGGAGUGGGCUAGGGAGAGUGUUUCUUUAAUUCCAUCAACCGUGGUCACAGAAGUGGAACAAACAAAGAUCUUUCAAGCACUGACUGACGCAGCAUCUGGGGUUGAUAUCAAAACCCUGAUGGGUGCGGUUGAGGAGCUUUCUGAUGUUUGUCGGCGGAAUAGAACAGUCCAGGAGAUUGUUCAAGGAGCUUUAAGGCCACUUGAGUUGAAUUUGGUGACUGUAUCAUAGGGGAAGAGUAACACGAAGGCACCAUUUUGGCUAGGCUUCAUUUGUCGGUCACUUGAAUUGCUUGAACAUGUAAUAGCCUUCCUUUUUUUAAUAUAUUCAUUCAUCAUUGUGAAUCAUUGACCGUUCUCCAAUUUUUUCAGGAGAAUCGUUAGCACCUCAUAGUGACUGGGAGACAAUGGGUGAAUCUUUGUUUCUUUAUUCGUGCGAUUUGAGAUCUUGAGUGGUUUGGACCGCAUCGGUUUCAUUUUUGGGGUCAAAAGUUUUGGUAUAAAAAUGCAUUCUUAGUGUGUAAUGGUUGGUUGGUUGGUGGGAAAAGAAAAUUGUCUCCCUUUCUGUGUUCGCUACUCUCUCAAUCUUUCGGUUUUUGUAAAGAUGUAAUUCUUGCAGUGUGAUAAGCGUAUUGUUCUUUCCUUUCAA